Molecule: messenger RNA, 679 nt
Organism: Babesia bovis T2Bo
Lineage: Eukaryota; Apicomplexa; Aconoidasida; Piroplasmida; Babesiidae
Product: putative 60S ribosomal protein L18ae
Exons: 1
Coding region: 79-645 (188 amino acids)
Biological process (GO): translation
Cellular component (GO): cytosolic large ribosomal subunit; ribosome
Molecular function (GO): structural constituent of ribosome
Source: RefSeq, a predicted model, not a curated record
ACAUUAACAAUAAAACGCAAUUUGCGUUACACCAAAUAUUAAUCGGGCUUUAUUAACAAGAAAAUACGUAUAUUCAGGAUGGCUAAGCCCAAGGGAUCUCAGAUUCGUCCAUCGCUUAAGCAGAACCUAACUCACUACCACGUGGUUGGUCGUGCUGCUCCUUCAAAGAAGAACCCAAACCCUUUGAUAUAUCGUAUGAACAUUUUCGCUAAGAAUUCGGUACUUGCUAAGGGUCGUUUCUGGUACUUUAUGCGUAAGUUGCAGAAGGCUAAGAGGUCUGGUGGUGAGAUCUUGGCUUGCAAUGUGUUGAAUGAGGUCAAGCCAACUCAAGCUAAGAACUAUGGUGUGUUGUUGCGUUACGAGUGUCGUACUGGUACUCACAACAUGUACAAGGAGUACCGUGACACUACUUUGACUGGUGCUAUUUCUCAGAUGUAUGGUGAGAUGGCUGGUCGUGACCAUGCUCGUGCCAGUUGCAUUCAGAUUAUUCGUGCACGCCAGAUCGCUGACGCUGACUGCCGCAGGACGCGUACAACCCAGUUGCACAACCCCAAGCUGAAGUUCCCUAUCCUUAGGCCUCAGCCUUUCAUUCAGAAGUCGGAGCGUGCAUUGUUCUCUAGAACUAGGCCUUCUCUUGACUACUGAGGACAUUUUUUGUCUUUAAUAAAAUUGAUAGACU